ACAUGGCACUAGUAAAUGACGCAUUGCAUGCCGUUGACAGAUUAGUCAACAAUGGGAUUGCUCGCACGCUGUGCGAAGUACUCCGAGUAGUCCGCUGGUGUUCACUGUUCUGGUUGCGUCGAGUGUACGUGUCGUUGCGCACGUGAUCGUGCGAUGUGAAGCACGACAAAGGCACGAGACGACACGAAUCGUGCGAGCUCGUUACAACCGCCUGAAUCCGAUCCUGGUGGUUGUGUGGUUUUGACGUUCGACGGCGACAACGAAGUGAUCAGUUCGCGACGGCGAUAUGGAGGAAGGCCCAGGGGAAGGAAGCUCCGGGAGCACCCUCGACAGAUCCGAGGACGAGAUAGCCCUGCAAGGAUGCUGCAGCCCCAAAAAGGCACCGUACCGAUUCCUGGGCUUGGCGCUCAUGUGUCUGCUCGGAUUCGGAUCAUAUUUUUGCUUUGACAAUCCUGGAGCAUUACAGGAUAAUUUUAAAGCUGACUUACACAUGUCGACGAGUACAUUCGUUCUCCUAUACUCCAUAUACUCCUGGCCGAAUGUUAUUCUCUGCUUCAUCGGUGGGUUCUUGCUGGACAGUGUGUUUGGAAUUCGACUAGGUACUGUGAUAUAUAUGGGACUCACACUGAUCGGCCAGAUUAUUUUCGCCACUGGUGCCAUGAUCGAUGCUUUUUGGCUGAUGAUGCUUGGUCGUUUCGUCUUUGGAAUUGGGGCGGAGUCGUUAGCAGUUGCCCAGAAUAGUUACGCAGUCCUUUGGUUCAAGGGCAAAGAAUUGAACAUGGUGUUCGGGCUACAGUUGAGCUUCGCGCGAGUCGGGUCGACCGUAAACUUCCUCGUGAUGGAGCCGGUAUACAAUUACGUGUCUCAGUACUAUAAAGGGCCGCAGUGCAUCGGCAUAGUUCUCUUCCUCGCUGCUGGCACUUGCGUGAUGUCGAUGAUAUGCGCCUGCAUAUUGGGCCUGAUGGACAAGCGGGCGGAGAGAUUGCUUCGACGAGGCGAGGGGCAGGAGCCGCAAACAGUCAGUUUGAAGGACGUCAAGGACUUCAAGCUGAUCUUCUGGUUGGUCGCGAUCAUCUGCAUCGCUUAUUACGUCGCGAUAUUCCCUUUCAUCGCUCUGGGAAAAGUAUUUUUCGAGCGGAAGUACGAGUUCGAGCCGUCUGCCGCAAAUACAGUGAACUCCCUCGUUUACUCGAUAUCGGCGAUCGCGUCGCCCCUCUUGGGCUAUUUAGUCGACAGGACCGGCAAGAACGUAUCAUGGGUGUUCAUUAGUAUUUGCGCCACCAUCGUUGCACACGGAUUGCUCGCGUUUACCUACUUAAAUCCCUACGUGUGUAUGGUGCUCAUGGGACUGGCGUAUUCGAUGCUUGCCAGCAGCUUGUGGCCUCUGAUCGCUCUUGUCACGCCCGAGCAUCAACUAGGCACUGCCUAUGGAAUAGCCCAAGCUGUACAGAACUUGGGUCUAGCUGUAGUCGCGAUCCUAGCUGGCAUAAUCGUCGACAAGGGAGGGUAUUUGAUGCUGGAGAUGUUCUUCCUCGGUUGGCUCUGGAUUUCGCUGAUAACGGCCGGCGCAAUCUGGGUGUCGGACGUAGCAACGAGCGGUGGUUAUCUCAACAUGACACCGGGACAAAGGGAACGGUACGAGGCGAUCCGAUGCACGCCCGAGAGUCUGGAGCGAGAAAAGUUAUUGUCGUCGGAGUGCACGUCGGACUUCUCGGCGGACAGCCUUAUGCAACCGCAGUCUGACAUCAGCAUACGAAACCGUUAUCUAUCUCGCAUUGGUGCAAUGGUUCCACCGCACGCGAUAACUCCGAUUCAUCGACCAUUACGAUGAUACACUCUGUUUAGCUGCAAAUUCAUAAUACCAAUAGGUGUGUAAAGCUUUUGUAGAGCUUUUAAAUCUCGUUGAAGUGUCUGCUCACUGUGUCUUCCUGUUAUACACACAGCUUGAUCUGUGAUAAUUUCGUAACAAAAUUGCGUUCGAUCUUGUGUUUUAACAAUGGAGGUAAGCUAUUUCUUUAAUAGUCUCGAUUGAUGCCGAUUAGGAUAUUAUACAUAAUAUUAGACAAUUUGUAUUAUAUAUGUACUUUUUUUUUACAUGAUUGAAACUUUUAAUAUACAACUCGUGAUUGCAUAAUUUAUUCUUUACGAAUGAUGACGAUAGAUUUCAGAUUUAUUCACUACCUCUGAUUUACAAAAACAAUAAAAAUUGCGGAAAUAUAAUUGUUAAUCCAUAAGGUAUACUAAUAUCUUGUGUAAUGUAUCUUGUAACAUAUCUUGAUGUAAUGUUGUAAAGAAUGAAUGUUCAAUCUGA
Messenger RNA from Ooceraea biroi (clonal raider ant), 2311 nucleotides. Its product is annotated as major facilitator superfamily domain-containing protein 1. Gene Ontology annotation, cellular component: lysosome. NCBI's taxonomy places the organism in Eukaryota, Metazoa, Arthropoda, Insecta, Hymenoptera, Formicidae. The record is from RefSeq and is a predicted model, not a curated record. Gene Ontology annotation, biological process: transmembrane transport. Gene Ontology annotation, molecular function: transmembrane transporter activity.